AUGUGUAGGGAACUGUCUGCACUCAUUAAAACCCUGCAAGGGACUGCAAGCAGUAUAAUACUACUGACACUGCUACCUAUACCCAAGCUGGAGAAAAAAUACGGUACUAGUCACUUCAAACUCUUGGAGAAAUACAAUAGUCACAUCCGUAGCUUGGAAAAUGAAGACUAUGUAAGGAUAGCCGACAUCUGCCCACUGUACCUGAGUUCUUCUCCACGCCAGAAAUGCCUUAUGCAUUUGUUUGAACAGCACCCUCCGAAGUCCCAACAGCUGUUCACCGAACCUACAGAACUUGCUGUCUCCAAUCAGCUGAUGGUCUACCAGUCCUGGUUCGUACACUAUAUUGUGCGACGACAGGAGUUCCCUUUUACUUGUUUCCGGUCAACGUCUACCGGGGCAGCCGACGCCGUGAGGGGAAGAGUUGGGUUCAGCCAGGGAAUCCACAUGUGGGCAAUUCACUGGCCUGCUCAUAUCCGUGGCUAUCACCCUAUGGUGGGUGUGGCUUCGAAAGAUGCGGAUCUACACGGCAACGGUAUCAAUUCUAUCGUGGGGAGUGACGACCAGUCCUGGGGAUGGAACCUGAGCACCCUGAGACUACGUCACGACUGCAGCAUGGACAGUGCCGACUAUCCUGUUGUAGCACCUUUUGAUGAUUUUGAAGUGCCGGACAGUUUUGGUGUUGUACUGGACAUGUAUAAGGGAACACUGGGUUUCCUCAUCCGAGUUGGCGACAGAAGAUAUUACCUUGGAGAUGCCUUCACCGGGCUGCGUGGGAAGGUGCUAUUUCCCAUCAUCAGCACCAGCUCAGUGCCCUGCCAGGUCACCAUCACUUACAACGGCGGCUUGGAUUCGGAACCCCGCUCCUUGAUGGAGAUUUGCAAGAAGUUCAUCAUGCAGGCUGUUGAAGAUGACGAUAUUGACAAGAUAGAAGAGCUGGUCUUGCCUCAAACAGUUAUUAAGUAUUUAUUAGACGAGGACUAA
Molecule: messenger RNA, 981 nt
Organism: Homalodisca vitripennis (glassy-winged sharpshooter)
Lineage: Eukaryota; Metazoa; Arthropoda; Insecta; Hemiptera; Cicadellidae
Product: protein gustavus-like
Exons: 7
Coding region: 1-981 (326 amino acids)
Biological process (GO): proteasome-mediated ubiquitin-dependent protein catabolic process
Cellular component (GO): SCF ubiquitin ligase complex
Molecular function (GO): protein binding
Source: RefSeq, a predicted model, not a curated record